AUGGAAAGUUUCGAGAAACCGUAUGACCUACGGGCGGGUUACAUCUGCAUCGGGCUGAAAUGCGUCUUGGUUCACACCUGCUCGCGUGGAUUUCGCGCAGUCGUCAGUGCGUUAAAAGAAUUUCUCUAUAACGAAACUACAUUUUGCCUGUUCCCCAAACUUGCUGAUGACGUGGUUCGUUUUUUAAACGUCUUUUCCUCGAAGGCUGGAUUUACGAUAGACACGUGCAGCAGAUACGCAGCCGAGCAGAACAUGGGCGCCAAACUAGUUGCUACACGUCAUUGGCAGCGUGGAGACAAAAUAGAGCGUCUUUGUGGAGUAAUUAGCGAGCUAAACGACCAAGAAGAAGAGCAGAUUUUGCGACCUGGAUUGAACGACUUUUCCGUUAUGUACAGCAUGAGGAAAAGGUGUGCUCAGUUAUGGUUAGGUCCAGGGGCGUAUAUCAACCACGAUUGCCGUCCUAGUUGCCGUUUCGUACCAAAUGGACAUACUGCCUGCAUUCAAGUUUCACGUGAUCUGAAGCCUGGUGAAGAAAUCACAUGCUUUUAUGGUGAGGACUUUUUCGGAGAAGGUAAUGAAAACUGUGAAUGCGUCACAUGUGAGCGUCGAGGAAAGGGCGUAUUCGCUAGUCGAGAGGAAAACAGCGACAACGCUUCAAGGACUAGCGUAGACUUGGAUGAUGCGCAUUCAACACAGCAGAAGUAUGGCUUGCGCGAAACAGAUUCGCGUCUUUGUCGAUCUACUGCUGCUAGGUAG
Necator americanus (New World hookworm) is the source of this 756-nucleotide messenger RNA. RefSeq lists its product as uncharacterized. The transcript is spliced from 6 exons. The coding region runs from base 1 to 756 and encodes 251 amino acids. Gene Ontology annotation, molecular function: protein binding; histone H4K20 methyltransferase activity. NCBI's taxonomy places the organism in Eukaryota, Metazoa, Nematoda, Chromadorea, Rhabditida, Ancylostomatidae. The record is from RefSeq and is a predicted model, not a curated record. Gene Ontology annotation, cellular component: nucleus.